This is a messenger RNA of Periophthalmus magnuspinnatus, 1340 nucleotides long. RefSeq names its product homeobox B13a (gene hoxb13a). The transcript has 2 exons. The record is from RefSeq and is a predicted model, not a curated record. Gene Ontology annotation, biological process: regulation of transcription by RNA polymerase II. Gene Ontology annotation, molecular function: DNA-binding transcription factor activity, RNA polymerase II-specific; RNA polymerase II cis-regulatory region sequence-specific DNA binding. Bases 84 to 1013 code for a protein of 309 amino acids. NCBI's taxonomy places the organism in Eukaryota, Metazoa, Chordata, Actinopteri, Gobiiformes, Gobiidae.
CACGGUCGUGGUGGAGCGCGUAAAGUUGAGGUCUGUGAGCGCGUGCAGCCCAUGUAGCAGAGGCGCGUGCAGCGGACUGCCCUAUGAGCGCCUCGCUCGUGCUCAGCCCUCGCUGGCACGCGGACACGGUGAUGUUUGUGUACGACAAUAACCUGGACGAGCUCAACAAGAACAUGGAGGGCUUCCCCACGGCAGCGGCCACGCAGUGCCGCAACAUCAUGGCGCACUCCGCGGCUCUGGGUGGGCACCCAUCCGGUCUUGUGCACUCCUCCGCGGGAUAUCCAACCGUGGAAGUGUCGGCUUCCGGUUCCAGUGACAGCAGUGCCGUCACGGGGAAGCAGUGUACCGCGGGACCAUGCGCCGCCGCGGUGCCUCACCAGAGCUCCUCCGCCGCCACCGCUCUACCGUACAGUUACUUCAGUAACGGCUACUACCCAUGUCGCAUGAGCCGCGGGGCGCUCAAGUCCUGCACGCAGGCGGCGGGAGCUCUCAGCUCCCAGUACAUGGACACCCCCGUGAGCUCCGAGGAGUAUCCGAACCACCGCGCCAAAGAGCUGGCCUUCUAUCACAGCUACCCCGGCCCCUACCAGUCCAUGGCCAGUUACCUGGACGUGUCCGUGGUGCAGACGCUGGGCGCAGAGCCGCGGCACGACACUCUGCUGCCCAUGGACACUUACCAACCCUGGGCCCUGACCAACGGCUGGGGCGGUCAGAUGUAUUGCAAGGAGCAGGGCCAGAGCCACCUGUGGAAGAGCGCGUUAGCAGACGUGGUGGCGCAUCAACACGACGGCUCUCCCUUCCGCCGCGGCCGAAAGAAGCGCAUCCCGUACACCAAGGUACAACUCAAGGAGCUGGAGAAGGAGUACGCCGCCAACAAGUUCAUCACCAAGGACAAGCGCAGGAAGAUCUCUGCCGUCACCAACCUGUCCGAACGCCAAAUCACCAUCUGGUUCCAAAAUCGGCGCGUGAAGGAGAAGAAAUUCGUGGCCAAAGUGAAGACGAGCGCGCCGUAAUAUGGGAAAGCGCGCGUAAAAAAGCGUGCGUAAAAAGGACUGGUUUGGCGUCUCCAGAAUCCCCUCCCAAAAAAACAACAAAAACUGUAAAAUAUGAACUCUUGAAAUAUCACACUUGGGACACAAAAAUAGACAAUGUGAAAAGUGCCAAAGCGCGUCCCUGUGUGAUCUGUACAGCACUUGAGCCUGCGCUAUACAUGUACGUGUACGUCAGUAUCGUGUCUGUUUGUUUGUUCGUGUCUGUAGCCAUAGCAACCGUAUAUAUGCAUAUGUUUAUUACGCCUGUAAACGUGAGUAUAGUGUAUCACUUAAUAAACGCUGUUAUAC